Messenger RNA from Filobasidium floriforme, 1372 nucleotides. RefSeq names its product lactate/malate dehydrogenase. Gene Ontology annotation, molecular function: L-malate dehydrogenase (NAD+) activity. The record is from RefSeq and is a predicted model, not a curated record. Gene Ontology annotation, cellular component: cytoplasm; mitochondrion. The transcript has 9 exons. NCBI's taxonomy places the organism in Eukaryota, Fungi, Basidiomycota, Tremellomycetes, Filobasidiales, Filobasidiaceae. Gene Ontology annotation, biological process: tricarboxylic acid cycle; malate metabolic process. Bases 35 to 1051 code for a protein of 338 amino acids.
AAGACAACUACAUAACCAAGUACUCUCCCUCAAAAUGUUCGCCCGAUCCGCCCUCAAAUCCACCACCCUCCGAUCCUUCUCCACCUCGGCCCGUGCCGAGCGCAAAGUCGCCGUCCUCGGCGCUGGCGGUGGGAUCGGACAGCCCCUCUCCCUCUUGCUCAAGACCGACCCCCUCGUCACCGGGUUGAGCUUGUACGAUAUCAGGGGAGCCCCCGGUGUCGCUGCUGAUAUUAGCCAUGUCAACACUCCGGCUGUUACCAAGGGUUACGAGCAGGCCGACCUCGCCUCCGCCCUCGCCGGCGCCGAAGUAGUCGUCAUCCCCGCCGGUGUCCCCAGGAAGCCCGGUAUGACCCGAGACGACCUCUUCAACACCAACGCCUCGAUCGUCCGCGACCUCGCCAAAGCAACCGCCGAACACGCCCCCUCAGCGAUGGUCCUGAUCAUCUCCAACCCCGUCAACUCGACCGUCCCCAUCUUUGCCGAGGUCUUGAAGAAGCACGGCGUGUUCGACCCCAAGCGUUUGUUUGGUGUGACCACUUUGGACGUUGUUAGGAGUAGUACCUUUUUGAGCGAGGUUCAGGGGACGAAGCCUAAGGAUACGGAUGUUACCGUUGUCGGAGGCCACUCCGGUGUGACCAUCGUCCCCCUCCUCUCCCAGACCUCGGUCGCCAAGGGUGUCCAGGGUGAGCCUUACAAGGCUCUCGUCAAGAGGAUCCAGUUCGGUGGAGACGAGGUCGUCCAGGCCAAGGCUGGUGCCGGGUCUGCUACCCUCUCCAUGGCUUACGCCGGAGCCUUGUUCGCCAACUCGGUCAUCCGAGGUAUGAACGGCGAAAAGGGCGUCGUCACUCCUACUUUCGUCAAGAGCCCGUUGUACGAGGACCAGGGGAUCGAGUACUUUUCUAGCAACGUCGAGUUGGGCACCUCGGGUGUGGAGAAGAUCCACUCGGUCGGUUCGCUCUCUGCCGAGGAGGAAGAGCUCCUCGCCGCUUGUCUUCCCGACUUGAAGAAGAACAUCGCCAAGGGUAUCGAGUUCGUCAAGAACUCUCCCUAAAUUCACUUGACCGAUCCAACCGCUCGUUGGAAUCGGAUCGGGUUUGAAGUUUGCGAGGUUUUGACUUGAAGAAAAGGAGAAAAAAUUGACUUGAAGAAAAGGAGAAAAAAGCGAAAAUACAUAAGAAAAGGAGAGAAUCUAGAAGAGAAAGCUGGACAGCCGGGGUGUUUUUUUCGUUUCAGAGUUUUCGUUUCGAUGGCUUGUUCUUGCGAGCUCUUGUCGGAUGAAAUAGGAUGAAAUGAACAUUCCUUGUGACACAAUAUCGUUCUUGCUGGUGUCACCUUGUGGUGUUAAUGAUGUUAUCGAUGACGUAACGCAUUC